This is a messenger RNA of Zootoca vivipara (common lizard), 1101 nucleotides long. RefSeq names its product cation channel sperm-associated protein 1. Gene Ontology annotation, molecular function: calcium-activated cation channel activity; voltage-gated calcium channel activity. NCBI's taxonomy places the organism in Eukaryota, Metazoa, Chordata, Lepidosauria, Squamata, Lacertidae. The record is from RefSeq and is a predicted model, not a curated record. Gene Ontology annotation, biological process: regulation of cilium beat frequency involved in ciliary motility; flagellated sperm motility; calcium ion transport. Gene Ontology annotation, cellular component: CatSper complex; membrane.
AUUCCUAUGUUUCCUCUUCUUCCCCUCACCAGAUUUCUUCAUUAUGUGCAUCACGGUGGUGGAUUUUAUACUUCCCUUGCUCCUCACCAACAGAAUAGGCAGAAGCGGCAACUCACUCAGUAUCUUCCGGGUCCUCAAAAUCUGCAAGGCCGUCCGUGCUAUCCGCGCCAUCCGCUUCCUGCUCACCUUCCGAAUGAUGGAGAACCUCCAGGACGUCGCAAGCACUUUUGUGUUGUCCUCCCAGGCCAUCGGAGCCAUUAUUCUGCUCAUGUUCUCUUUCCUUUUCAUGUCUUCCGUGGUGCUGCGUGACAUGUUCAAUGAAGCUGACGAAAAACACUUCGGAGACCUCUUCAACACCAUCUUCACACUUUUCCAGCUCUUCACUUUGGAUGACUGGUCCCUCAUCUACCUUAAAUGUCAAGAAGCAGGUUCCUGGUACAUCAUCAUCUUCCUGAUCAUCUACAUCCUUGUGGAGUACUUCUUGCUUCUCAACCUGGUGAUUGCGGUCCUGGUCGACAACUUCCAGAUGGCUUUGGUGAAGCGUCUAGAGCUCAAGAGGCAAAAGAAGUGGGUCGAACUGAAGGAGAGCAGUGUGGCAGAGGAUGCUUUUGCCAAAGUAGCAGAUAAGCCCCAAGCAAAAGAGGAAAAGGAGGAGGAAUUAUUCAGACGGACGGUCAUGGGAAAAUAUGGCAGCCUCGAGUUGAUGGACAGAGAGUGGGAAUAUCUCUACUUCUACUUCCGACUAAUGACAGCAAUUGAGACAAACCAGCAGCAGUUCCAGUCUCAGGCGUACACCACUGACAAGAUCUUAGACACUUUCUUUGAGACAGCUGAACAUGAUUUCAUUUCCAAAUGAAGAUGUUUGCAUGGUGUUCCCAAACUAGACUUCACCUGCUCCUGGAGGCUUCAGUUAAAGGGUCAACCUAGCUUGACAUUUUAUUGAUUUCUCACUUGUUUUAUACAUUAUGUUAUGUUUAUUAAAUGAAUUUACAUCUCUCUGUUGAGCACAACUAUAUUUGCUGGGUUUGACCUAAAUAAGUUGCAGAAUCUGUUUUGAAUGCUUGACUUUGCCCUUCAGAGGACUGUAGGAAGCUCCUCAAG